This is a messenger RNA of Bacidia gigantensis, 357 nucleotides long. RefSeq lists its product as uncharacterized. Lineage: Eukaryota; Fungi; Ascomycota; Lecanoromycetes; Lecanorales; Ramalinaceae. The record is from RefSeq and is a predicted model, not a curated record. Bases 1 to 357 code for a protein of 118 amino acids. The transcript is spliced from 2 exons.
AUGAUGCGAAAUCAUAUCAUAGCCUUUUCUAUCUGCUUGAUAUCAGUAGCCACUGCAGCUUCAUCAUGGGGUUUCGACGACGCCACUGUCUCAGUACAUCAGAAAGGUGCUGGAGCUGUUGAGCAGAAAGAGAAGUUCACCGCGGGCAAACCGCUCAAGAAUGCCAUUCAAUUGGAGGCUCAAGACACUAUGAAGCUGAUCCUCACGACCAAGGAGGGCAACAAGGCCAAACGAGCGCAUCAGACUUUCCUUCUACUUGAGGAUCCUACGAGCGGGCUGGAGACGUCCUUCCCUUUUCAAGUCAAAGAGAGUGGGAAGGGCAAACUGGAUCUUGUACGAAUACUGAACUCUUUGUGA